Messenger RNA from Dermatophagoides pteronyssinus (European house dust mite), 1511 nucleotides. RefSeq names its product cyclin-dependent kinase 9 pseudogene. NCBI's taxonomy places the organism in Eukaryota, Metazoa, Arthropoda, Arachnida, Sarcoptiformes, Pyroglyphidae. The record is from RefSeq and is a predicted model, not a curated record.
UGAGCAUCAAAAUUGUUUUGAUUAUUUUUUCUAGAAAUUUUUUGUUCUUUGGAUUUUAUUUUAUUUAUAAAUCAAUUUUUCUUUUGCAAAAAAUGUCAAAUAAUUUGCCAUCACAUGGUGGCACAAUAAAUUCAAUCGAUUCUUCAUCAUCAAAAAAUUCUUUACAUAAUCAUUUAAGAAAUAUAACGGGUUCGACGACAUCAUCUAAUAUGCCUGGUAAUUUACAUAAUCCUACUUCUAAUCAUCAACCACCAUCGUCACAAUCAUCAUCAUCAUUAACAAGCUCAAGUAAUAUCAAUGGUCCAUUACCAGAUAAUGAAUAUGAAUUUCCAUAUUGUGAAGAUGUUAAUAAAUAUACCAAAAUUAGUAAAAUUGGACAAGGAACUUUUGGCGAAGUUUUUAAAGCUAAACAUAGUAAAACAAGAAAAUUAGUUGCAUUGAAAAAAGUUCUUAUGGAAAAUGAAAAAGAAGGUUUUCCAAUAACUGCUUUACGUGAAAUAAAAAUUCUUCAAUUACUAAAACAUGAAAAUGUCGUGAAUUUGAUCGAAAUUUGCCGUACAUCUUCAACUGAUCCAAAUUAUAAGGCUACAUUUUAUCUGGUUUUCGAUUUUUGUGAACAUGAUCUUGCCGGACUUUUGUCCAACAUUACAGUCACAUUCAAUUUAGGAGAGAUAAAAAAAGUUAUGCAACAAUUAUUAAAUGGCCUAUUCUUCAUUCAUAAGCAAAAAAUUCUACAUCGUGAUAUGAAAGCAGCCAAUAUUUUAAUCACUAGAAAUGGUGUACUUAAAUUGGCGGAUUUUGGCCUAGCAAGAGCCAUUUCUGAUAUUCGUAGUGAUCGAUACACAAAUAGAGUUGUCACCUUAUGGUAUAGGCCACCAGAACUGUUAUUAGGUGCACGAAAUUAUGGCCCACCAAUCGAUCUUUGGGGUGCAGGUUGUAUAAUGGCCGAAAUGUGGACUCGUAUUCCAAUUCUGCAAGGAAAUACCGAAUUGGCUCAAUUGCAAAUGAUCACACAAUUAUGUGGAUCAAUAACACCCGAAGUUUGGCCUGGUGUUGAAAAACUUGAACUUUUCACUAAAAUGGAUUUAGGUAAAAGUCAACGACGAAGAGUGAAAGAAAAGCUGAAAAUGUUUAUCAAAUGUGAUUAUGCGUUGGAUUUGUUGGAUAAAUUAUUAAUUUUGGAUCCAUCCAAACGACUUGAUUCGGACAGUGCACUUAAUCAUGAUUUUUUCUGGUCCGAUCCAAUGCCACAAGAUCUUGGAAAAUUAUUAUCAAAAUAUACUAGUUCAAUGUUUGAAUUUACCACACCACGUCGUCGUGCAGCUCCACAAGCACAAGCAGGUGGUGGCCCUUCAGCACCUGGUCCACAUGUUUAUCAUCCUGGUCAUCAUCCGGGUGGUCAUCAACGUGGUCCACCUGGUCGUAUGGGAACCCAGAAUUCUGGUGGUCAAUAUAUUGAUCGUGUAUUUUAACAAAAAUAAAAAAAGGAUUUUUCUUUAAUUUUUUUUUGU